Molecule: messenger RNA, 1673 nt
Organism: Sinocyclocheilus rhinocerous
Lineage: Eukaryota; Metazoa; Chordata; Actinopteri; Cypriniformes; Cyprinidae
Gene: mmd2a
Product: monocyte to macrophage differentiation-associated 2a
Exons: 7
Coding region: 292-1023 (243 amino acids)
Cellular component (GO): membrane
Molecular function (GO): pore-forming activity
Source: RefSeq, a predicted model, not a curated record
AAGAAAGCAAAGGGGCGGAGAGGGGACUGAGCGCAGCUACAUUCCUGACAGAGAGAGGGGUCGCGAGCGAGUCGCUUUAUGAUUAUUACAAAAAUCCGCUGUCACUCUCUCGCAGUUCUGCUCAUGUGCGCGUAGCGAGCAGCGCAAGUCUUCACGUGCUCGUUGAGGCAGUGCUGCUUCCUUCCAAGUUUUGGACACACUACUGAAACAUCCGGAGUUUGCUCGUCGCUUUUACUGGGAGUAGUCAAUCUGUCUACCCAGGAGCAAGUUCCGCAGCGAACAUGUACAAAUAUGUACAGUAUGGAUUUUAGGAGGACGAAGCUCGGCAGGUUUAUGAACAACCGAGUCCCAUCUAGCAAGAGAUACCAGCCAACUGAGUAUGAGCAUGCAGCCAACUGUGCCACUCAUGGAUUCUGGAUCAUUCCCAGUAUCCUGGGGAGCUCAGUGUUGUACUUCCUCUCUGAUGACCAGUGGGAGACCAUCUCUGCAUGGAUGUAUGGGACAGGUCUGUCUGGGCUGUUCAUCAUGUCCACCAUGUUCCAUACGGUGUCCUGGAAGAAAAGCCAUCUCAGGAAGGUGGAGCAGCGAUUCCACAUGUGCGACAGGAUGGUGAUAUAUUUCUUUAUAGCUGCAUCUUAUGCACCCUGGCUGAACCUGAGGGAACUAGGACCCUGGGCUGUGCAUAUGCGCUGGUUGGUGUGGAUCAUGGCUUGCGCUGGCUCUGCCUAUGUCUUCUUCUUUCAUGAGAAGAACAAGAUACUAGACUUACUGUGCUACACUGCCAUGGGAGCUGUUCCUGCAGUUGUUCUUCUGUCAAUGCCUAACAGAGAGGGCAUAUUAGAGCUGUCAGUGGGUGGAGUCUUCUACUGCCUGGGAAUUGUCUUCUUCAAGAGUGAUGGCCUCAUCCCAUUCGCUCAUGCCAUCUGGCACGUCUUUGUGGCAGUGGGGGCAGGCAUACACUAUUACGCCAUCUGGAGGUACUUGUAUGCAACGGGGACUGGCCAAAUCAAAAUAUCCAGGUGACAGAUGAAGAAGAUCUCAAGUGUGUUCACACAUACAGGGUUUGUUGAGCUAUAAAAGACAAUGUAUUUGAUCCUGAGCUGCCUUUGCAUCCCUCUAUAUUAAUCAUAGACGGGUAUGUUUUAGUACUGUUGGUCUAAAAUGUAUUUUUAUAUAGAAGGAUUUCUGUCCUGAUAACUCAGCACCUUCUGGCCAGUCUAUUUUUGCAGAUAUAGUCUUAACCUGUUGACAUAAUGUACUGUUUCACCUGUCAGUGUUUACAGGCCAAAUGUGUAUAAUACAGAAGACAUGAAUAACAUUCCACAUCCUUUAACUGAGCUAUCUACUGCCUUGAUACGAACUCCCAUAAUCAGACUGUGCUUAUGAAAGUAAUUUAUUGACAUUUAUUGGCAUUGAGCAGAAUAAUUAUUUCCAGGUAUAGUAUUUCUAUACUACUGUGAUCUUGUAGUAAUGUAUAUGUACAAAAAUGUUAGAAAUGACUUUUUAAUUGUUGCACAAUGGAUCAUGAUGGAUCAUUUCUAUGGUGUUGUGAUAAUGUUUAGGUGGAAAGCUAGAGGGGAUGACAUGAUUUACACUACCAGUCAAAUCUUUGGAAUAAUUACUUUGUUUUCGAAAGAGGUCUCUUAUGUAGUAAAAUCUGUAUUAUUAUGAAG